AUGGGACACUGCUACUGUGCUCUCCUCUAUUUCAGCCAGCAGCCUCAGUCUGCCCUUCCCAGCCCCCACCCAGGAGACUUUAUCACCCCAGCCAGUGGCUCCAAACCAUAUUUGGCCACAGAGGCAGGUGCCCCUGGAGUGGGGGGGCAGGGGGCAGAGCAGUGGAAAGUGUCUCCCUGUCUUCUACUUCCUCAACCUCUUCCUGCAGUCCUUUGUGGAACAUGUCCUUACUUUUUACAAAGACAACAGGAUUUGCUAACUCCCUGUACCGACGGGGCGGCGGCGCACGACGUGCAGCGGCUGCUAGUGCAGUUCCAGGAUGAGGGCGGGCAGCUGCUGGGCUCCCCGUUCGACGUGCCCGUGGACAUCACCCCCGACAAGCUGCAGCUCGUGUGCAACGCGCUGCUGGGCCAGGAAGAUCCCCUACCCCUGGCCUUCUAUGUCCACGAUGCCGAGAUUGUCUCCUCGCUGGAGAAGACUCUGGAGUCCCAGGCAGUGGAGACAGAGAGGAUCGUAGACAUCAUCUACCAGCCCCAGGCUGUCUUCAGGGUCCGGGCUGUGACCCGCUGCACCAGCUCCUUGGAGGGUCACAGCGAAGCAGUCAUUUCUGUGGCCUUCAGCCCCACCGGAAAGGCACAGACACUGGGUCCUUAGCAUAUCCUGGUCUCCAGAUGGCAAGAAACUGGCCUCAGGCUGCAAAAAUGGCCAAAUUCUCCUUUGGGAUCCCAGCACAGGGAAGCAGGUGGGCAGGACCCUUGCUGGCCAUAGCAAGUGGAUCACAGGUCUGAGCUGGGAGCCCCUCC
Messenger RNA from Castor canadensis (American beaver), 803 nucleotides. The record is from RefSeq and is a predicted model, not a curated record. Lineage: Eukaryota; Metazoa; Chordata; Mammalia; Rodentia; Castoridae.